AUCCAGCACUAUUUUAACUUCCAAGGGUCUCGCCUUGUUCUCAGUAUUUACGAUUGGAGACUCCUCCGCGAUUCAUCAAGAUGAUCUCCCUCCGCUCCCUCCUUGGUCCCCCGACCGCCGCCCUCCGCCAGUUCCUUCCCCGACACAACAGCAACUUCCGAGUCCUUGCCCGGCCAUUUUCACAAUUAUCACAACUCACAAGUAACAAUUGGUUUUUUUUUGGGUGGUCAAGGUCUAUUGUGCCAGGUGCUGGUGUUUCUGCCGUGAGGCAGGUGGAGCAAGUGAGAGGGAUGAAGACAAGGUCGUCGGUUAAGCGGCUUUGUGAAGGGUGCAAGCCCGUUCGGAGAAAGAACCGGGUUUAUAUCAUUUGCUCGAAGAACCCGAAACAUAAGCAGCGUCAAGGGAAAUAGAAUGCAAGUUUUGUGUUUUUGAGAGGAGAGGACAGGACGAUAUCCAUUCAAUUAUGAGAUGGGCGCUUCACCUCUGAGUCGGGAGAAACAGACCUCAUGGGUGUACUGCUUUAACAACUUCGAGAGUAUCAUCUUCUUGGGCUUCCAGCCUCAGGGGUUGGACUAUUCUCGACGCUUGUCUGGACAUUUUUCACGGUUCAAUGGGACAUGACCAACUGGUUGGUUGCGGCGCAUAUGUUCUGUGUUGUAUUAUUUGCGUGUAAAUUAGAUUUUGGGCAAUAUCAUUUUCCCCUAUAUUUAGGCUUUUCUUA
Messenger RNA from Aspergillus nidulans FGSC A4, 721 nucleotides. Its product is annotated as 50S ribosomal protein L36. Gene Ontology annotation, biological process: translation. The transcript has 3 exons. Gene Ontology annotation, molecular function: structural constituent of ribosome. NCBI's taxonomy places the organism in Eukaryota, Fungi, Ascomycota, Eurotiomycetes, Eurotiales, Aspergillaceae. Gene Ontology annotation, cellular component: ribosome. The record is from RefSeq and is a predicted model, not a curated record. Bases 81 to 410 code for a protein of 109 amino acids.